AUGACGUCCCCCACCACCAGCAUCACCCAAAAGUUCCUCUCGCGGCCGGCCGACCUUGGUGUCGUCGCCGUGGGCUUCUCCGAUGGCCAGCCCAAAGCCGGCGUGGACGCAGGCCCAACGGCCCUCCUCGAAGCCGGCCUGCUCGACCAGGUCCGCGACGAGCUCGGCUACAAGGUCGACUUCGACAGCAAAGUGCACGACUACGCCGACGUCAAGCCCGCUGAGGCCGACGACCCCAGAUACCGCAACAUGAUCAAGCCUCGCACCGUCAGCGCCGUCACCCGCAAGAUCAGCAGCCAGGUCUACGAGCACGCAAAGGAGGGCAAGAUGGUCCUCACCCUCGGCGGCGACCACUCCAUCGCCAUCGGCACCGUCUCGGGCACGGCAAAGGCCAUACGCGAGCGUCUCGGGCGUGAGAUGGCCGUCAUCUGGGUCGAUGCGCACGCUGACCUCAACCGCCCGGAGGAGAGUGAUAGCGGCAACGUCCACGGCAUGCCUCUAUCCUUCCUGACGGGGCUGGCGAAGGAGGAGAAGGAGGACGUCUUCGGCUGGCUGAAGGAGGACAACCUGAUCUCUACCAGCAAGCUGGUCUAUAUCGGUUUGAGAGACGUCGACCGCGCCGAGAAGAAGACGCUGCGAGAGAACGGCAUCAAGGCCUUUAGCAUGCACGACGUCGACCGAUACGGAAUCGGCCGCGUCGUCGAGAUGGCGCUCGCUCACAUCGGCACCGACACGCCCAUCCAUCUCUCCUUCGACGUCGACGCCCUCGACCCCCAGUGGGCUCCCAGCACCGGUACGCCCGUCCGCGGCGGCCUCACCCUGCGCGAGGGCGACUACAUCGCCGAGUGUGUCCACGCAACCGGCAACCUGAUCGCCAUGGACCUGGUCGAGGUCAACCCCAGCCUUGCCUCCAUGGGCGCCAGCGAGACCGUCCGCGCCGGCUGCUCUCUCGUCCGCUGUGCCCUCGGUGACACCCUUUUGUAG
Arthroderma uncinatum is the source of this 984-nucleotide messenger RNA. RefSeq names its product arginase. Gene Ontology annotation, molecular function: arginase activity; manganese ion binding. Bases 1 to 984 code for a protein of 327 amino acids. Gene Ontology annotation, cellular component: nucleus; cytoplasm; cytosol. The transcript has 3 exons. The record is from RefSeq and is a predicted model, not a curated record. Lineage: Eukaryota; Fungi; Ascomycota; Eurotiomycetes; Onygenales; Arthrodermataceae.